AUGGGGAUCUGUCAGGGAAGGCUGGCGGAAACCACCAAGCCUUUGAACCGCGAACUGAAAGGUAAAAGAUGACUUUUCUCUGUCUUGGUCAUCUUUGUGAUCGGUGGCCCCGGCAGUGGCAAGGGGCCGCACUGCGCCCGCCUGGCGACCAAGUACAACUUCUACCACAUGCCGGUUGGAGAACUCCUGCGGGAGGAGGCCAAGAAGGCGACCACCAAGAGCAGGAUCAUCAGGGACAUCAUGCUGAGAGGGGCCCUGGUCCCAGCGGGCUACGUCUUGGACUUGCUGACCGAUAACAUGCUUAGGACCGAAAACGUCAAGGGAUUCUUUAUUGACGGCUUCCCCCGGGAAAUCAGCCAGGCCCGGCUGUUCGAGGAAGUGGUGGGACGCUCGCCUAACAUCGUGAUUGUGUUCGACUGCUCCACGGAGACGAUGAUCCAGCGCCUGCUGCUGCGGAGUCAAAUGGGCACGCGGGCCGACGACCACGAGAGGAUCAUCCGGCAGCGGCUGGAGACCCACUACACGCUCUCUGAGCCCGUCCUCACCUACUACCUGCAGAAGAGCAUGCUGCGGAAUGUCCUGGGCGAGGAGCCUUCAGAAAUUAUCUUCGCCAAGUGCUGCAGCGUCGUCGACGAUGUCUUGAAAGGGCAUUCGGCACAGGGCUAA
This is a messenger RNA of Gekko japonicus, 666 nucleotides long. RefSeq names its product adenylate kinase isoenzyme 1-like. Lineage: Eukaryota; Metazoa; Chordata; Lepidosauria; Squamata; Gekkonidae. The transcript has 5 exons. Gene Ontology annotation, biological process: nucleoside triphosphate biosynthetic process. Gene Ontology annotation, cellular component: cytosol; cytoplasm. The record is from RefSeq and is a predicted model, not a curated record. Gene Ontology annotation, molecular function: AMP kinase activity; ATP binding.